GGUAAUUAUUUUUCGGAUAACCGUAAUGGCCGGUUUCCUGUCAAGAUUUUGUGGACAAAUCAAGGGAUGGAUUCAAUGGUCCUGGACUUAUUUAUGGGCAGUUUGGUUUAUGCUUGUCGUCUUUGUAAUCUACAUUCUUAGAGGACCAUUGAAGCUCAGUGAAAACAUGUCUUAUGCAACAAUGUUUCUUAACACGUUGACGCCCAAGUUUUAUGUGGCACUCACUGGUACAUCUUCCCUGAUAUCAGGUCUGAUUCUG
Ruditapes philippinarum (Manila clam) is the source of this 259-nucleotide messenger RNA. Its product is annotated as suppressor of tumorigenicity 7 protein-like. Lineage: Eukaryota; Metazoa; Mollusca; Bivalvia; Venerida; Veneridae. The record is from RefSeq and is a predicted model, not a curated record.